CUUCCCCAAACCAACAUCCAGAGAUCCCUCCUCUCUUCUUGCAUAUGCUGCUCUCUCAUUGUUUUGCAGUAGCAUUCGCUCUCUCUGCGCUGCUCGCCGGCCUCGCCCUCGCCAUGGACGACGCAACGUUCGGCAUGGAGUGGACGGCGGCGGAGCUGGGUGAGGCGAGGUCGGUCAUCGCUAGGGUCAGCAACGCCUACGACUCCGGCGCCGGCAGCAGCAACAGUGCCGGCGACACCAAGCACGACCGCAUUAUGAGGGAGCUCCAGGCGAGGUUCCCGUCGAGGACCAUGGUCCAGGUAAUCGACUUGUACCUUAAUCUCACGGCGGAGACAGCAGCGCAGGCGGGGGCGGCCCAGCCGCAGGACGCCGGCGGCGCCGGCGACGCCGCCGUCGUCCACCCUACCUUUGGCCUCGCGAACGACAACUUCGGCAUGCCCGUUGCGAACAACAACGACGACGGCGUCGACGCCGGCAUGGUGUUUGGUGGAGCUCCUAUGGAGGAGGGGGCGGUGGCGGUGAACGGUGGGGACGGUGAGGUGGUGAACCCGGACAAUGCUGAUGACGAUGUGCUUUGGACCGAUUAUGAGCACAGGCUGUUCCUGACUGGGAUGCGUGUGUACGGGCGUGGCGACUGGAGAAACAUCGCGAGGUACUUCGUCGGAAGCAAGACGCCGGAGCAGGUCUCCAUGUACGCCGAUAACUACUUCCACAUGAUGGAGAUCGCCGCGGCCAUGGAAGCCGACGGCGACGACGAUGACGACCACCAUGAAAACAAUAACAACAACUUGGGCGGCGGGCAGCUGCACGCCGUCGUCGGCGCCGUCGAGCACCAUGAAAAUUACAACAACAACAACUUAGGCGGCGGGCAGCUGAACGCCGGCCUCGGCGCCGUCGGGCACGGCCCCGGUGCCGGGCACAUUGCUCCGGCGACCUCCUCCAACAACAACGUCGCCGCCGCCGCCGCGAACAACAACGUCGACGCACCGUUCUGGGUUCCGCUGCUGUACAACCUCGAGAUAGAGCAGCGCAUGAUGGAGAUGCAGGCGCAGUCGCAGAAGGCCUGGGAUGAUCAGCAGAUGAAGAUGGCUGAAGCUGCAACUGAUCCAAAGGAGGGAGCAGCUGAUAAGUGAUAACUGAUAACUUUGUGUGGAGCUACAGCAGCAGCUGCUUAUGAUGUUCCAGCUGAACAGUGGAACACAUGUUAUGAACAAUCCUAAUCACAACCCAAUUGCAGUUCUUAGAUGUAACAUAGCAUAACGAAUGGGAUGCUUUGAACUGAAUUGCGCAGAACACAAAAAUGAACUCCCAUUGUCUGAA
Molecule: messenger RNA, 1320 nt
Organism: Oryza sativa Japonica Group (Japanese rice)
Lineage: Eukaryota; Viridiplantae; Streptophyta; Magnoliopsida; Poales; Poaceae
Product: transcription factor SRM1
Source: RefSeq, a predicted model, not a curated record